Molecule: messenger RNA, 15928 nt
Organism: Numida meleagris (helmeted guineafowl)
Lineage: Eukaryota; Metazoa; Chordata; Aves; Galliformes; Numididae
Product: mucin-22-like
Source: RefSeq, a predicted model, not a curated record
AUACCCAUCCCCAUCAACAUCGAUGCCCUCCUCUGUGAUGACGAUGACAAUGAUGACAAUGCCCUCCUCUGUGAUGACGAUGACAACGACGUGCUCCUCUGUAACGACAAUGCUGAUGACGCCCUCCUCUGUGACGACGAUGAAUGACGACACGCUCCUUUGUGACAACAAUGAUGACGACAGCGACGACUCGGUUCUCUGUGACUAUGAAAAUGACUUGUACCUCUGUGAUGAUUACAAUGACGACGCGCUCCUCUGUGACGACGACGACAACAACACGCUCCUCUGUGACGACGACGAUGAUGCACUCCUCUGUGACGAUGAUGACGAUGGCAACUUGCUCCUCUGUGAUGACGAUGACGACGACGCACUCCUCUGUGACAAAGACGAGGACGGCAACUUGCUCCUCUGUGACGACGAUGACGAUGACUCGCUCCUCUGUGACGACGACGACAAUGACAACAAUGAUGCGCUCCUCUGUGAGGACAACAACGAUGCGCUCCUCUUUGACAACGACAACGACGACUCGCUCCUCUAUGACAACAAUGAUGACGCGCUCCUUUGUGACGAUGACAACGAAUCGCACCUCUGCGACGACAACGACACCCUCCUCUGUGACGAUGAUGACGACAACGACGCGCUCCUCUGUGACAAUGACGACGACUACGCACUCCUCUGUGACGCCGAUGACAACGAUGACGCACUCCUCUGUGACGAUUAUGACGACAACGGCUCACUCCUCUGUGAUGACGACGACAACUCACUCCUCUGUGACAACAAAGUCAACGACGAAUCACUCCUCUGUGAUGACAACAACGGCGACGCCCUCCUCUGUGGUGAUGACGAUGACAAUGACGCAGUCCUCUGUGAUGACAACGACGAUGGCGCCCUCUUCUGUGAUGACGAUGACGACGACAACAGUGAUGACUCAGUCUUCUGUGACUAUGAUAAUGACUCGUACCUCUGUGAUGACUACAAUGACGACGUGCUCCUCUGUGACGAUGAAGACGACAACGACUUGCUCCUCUGUGACGUCGACAGCAAUGACUCGGUCCUCUGUGAUGAUGACAGUGACUCACUCCCCUGUGACGACAACGACGACGACUCACUCCUCUGUGACAAAGACAAUGACAAUGAUGCACUCCCCUGUGACAACGACGAUGACGACGACUCACUCCUCUGUGACGAUGACAACGAUGACGCCCUCCUCUGUGAUGACAAUGACGACGAUGCGCUCCUCUGUGACAACGACGACGCGCUCCUCUGUGACGAGAACGACGACGGCGACAACUCAGUCCUCUGUGAACAUGAAAAUGACUAGUGCCUCUGUGAAGACGACAACAAUGACGCGUUCCUCUGUGACGAUGACAAUGAUACGCUCCCCUGUGACGACAGUGACAACAACACGCUCCUCUGUGUUGACAACAAUGACUAUGACGCGCUCAUCUGUGACAACAACGACAACGAAUCGCUCCUCUGUGAUGAUGACGAUGACGAAUCUCUCCUCUGUGACGACGACAAUGACGACUCACUCCUCGGAGACAGCAACGACGAAGACAACUCACUCCUCUGUGACAACAAAUUCAACGAUGACUCACUCCUCUGUGACGACGAUGACGACGACGCGCUCCUCUCUGAUGACGAUGACGAUGACGACGCGCUCCUCUCUGACGACGAUGACAACGACGCCCUCCUCUGUGAGGACGUCAGUGACGAUGCGCUCCUUUGAGAUGAUGAUGACGACGCGCUCCUCUGUGAUGAUGAUGACAACAACAUGCUCCUCUGUGGCAACGACGAUGACGCACUCCUCUGUGACGAUGACAACAAUGGCAACAACUCGGUCCUCUGUGAUGACGACGACAACUUGCUCCUCUGUGAUGACGAGGACGACGACUCGCUCCUCUGUGACAAUGAUGACGACUAGAACGCGCUCCUCUGUGAUGACGACGUGCUCCUCUGUGAGGACAAUGAUGAUGUGCUCCUCUUUGACAACAACGACAACGACUCGCUCCUCUGUGACAACAAUGAUGAUGCGCUCCUUUGUGACGACAACGACAACACCCUCCUCUGUGAUGAUGAUGACAAUGACACGUGCUCCUUUGUGAACAACGACAAUGACACGCUUCUCUGUGAUGACGAUGACUAUGACACGCUCCUCUGUGAAGACGACAACGACGAAUCGCUCCUCUUUGACGACAACGAUGACGACACGCUCCUCUGUUAUGACGAUGAUGCGCUCCUCUCUGACAACGACGCGCUCCUCUCUGACAACGACGACGACGCGCUCCUCUGUGACAACGAUGACGACGAUGCCCUCCUCUGUGAGGACGUCAAUGACAAUGCGCUCCUUUGAGAUGACGAUGGUGACGCACUCCUCUGUGACAACAACGACAACUCGCUCCUCUGUGACAAUGAUGACAAUGACGACGCACUCCUCUGUGACGACGAUGAUGGCAAAUCGCUCCUCUUUGACGACAAGUAUGACGACACGCUCCUCUCUGAUGACGAUGACGACGUGCUCCUCUCUGACGACAAUGACGACGAUGCACUCCUCUAUGACAAUGAUGAUGACGGCGCCCUCCUCUGUGAGGACAUCAAUGACGAUGCGCUCCUUUGAGAUGACGAUGACAACGCACUCCUCUAUGACAACGACAACUCACUCCUCUGUGACAACGAUAACGAUGACAACACACUCCUCUGUGACGGUGACCUCCUCUGCGAUGACGACGACGACGACAACUCACUCCUCUGUGACAACGAUAACGAUGACAACACACUCCUCUGUGACGGUGACCUCCUCUGCGAUGACGACGACGACGACAACUCACUCCUCUGUGACAACAAAGUCAACGAUGACUCGCUCCUCUCUGACGAUGACGACAAUGACGACGCCCUCCUCUCUGAUGACGAUGACAACGACGUGCUCCUCUGUGAUGAUAAUGAUGACGACGAUGCGCUCCUCUGUGACGACGAUGACGAUGACACGCUCCUUUGUGACGACGACGACAACACCACGCUCCUCUGUGACAACGAUGAUGACGGCGACGACUCAGUCCUCUGUGACUAUGAAAAUGACUCGUACCUCUGUGACGACGAGAAUGACAACGCGCUCCUCUGUGACGACGAUGACAACAACAUGCUCCUCUGUGACAACGACGAUGACGCACUCCUCUGUGACGAUGACAACGGCAACGACUCGGUCCUCUGUGAUGACGACGACAACUUGCUCCUCUGUGACGACGACGACGACGACUCGCUCCUCUGUGACAACGAUGAUGACUAGAAUGCGCUCCUCUGUGACGACGACAACGAAUCGCUCCUCUUUGACGACAACGAUGAUGACACACUCCUCUGUGACAACGACGAUGACGACGACACACUCCUCUCUGACGACGAUGACAACGAUGCGCUCCUCUGUGACAACGACGAAUAUGAUGCGCUCCUCUAUGACAACAAUGCCGACGAUGCCCUCCUCUGUGAGGACGUCAAUGACGAUGCGCUCCUUUGAGAUGACAGUGAUGACGCGCUCCUCUGUGACAAUGACGUCGAUGACGACACACUCCUCUGUGACGACGAUGACAACGACAACUCACUCUUCUGUGACGAUGACGAUGACGACGACGCGCUCCUCUGUGACAACGAUGACGACUAGAACGCACUCCUCUGUGAUGACGACGACAACAAUGAUGCGCUCUUCUGUGAGGACGACGAUGCGCUCCUCUUUGACAACGACGACGACGACUCACUACUCUGUGAUGAUGAUGACAAUGACAACGCGCUCCUCUGUGACAGCAACGACAAUGAUGUGCUCCUCUGUGAUGACGACAACGACUAUGACGCGCUCGUCUGUGACGACAACGACAACGGAUCACUCCUCUUUGACGACAACAAUGACGACACGGUCGUCUGUGAUGACGACGACGACACACUCCUCUGUGACAUCAGAGUCAACGACAACGCGCUCCUCUGUGACGAUGACGAUGAAAACGACAUGCUCCUCUGUGACUACCACGAUGACGGCGACUUGCUCCUCUGUGACGACAACGAUGACGCUCUACUCUGUGACAACGAUGAUGACGACGACGCACUCCUCUGUGACAGCGACGACGAUGGUGACACGCUCCAUCGUCACAGAGGAGUGUGUCGUCGUUGUCGUCACAGAGGAGCGCGUCAUCGUCACAGAAGAGUGCAUCAUUGUCAUCACAGAGGAGUGUGUUGUUAUCGUCGUCACAGCGGAACGCAUAAUCGUCGUAGUCAUCAUCAUCACAGAGGAGCAUCUUCAUUAUCAUCGUCGUCACUGUCACAGAGGAGUGAGUCGUAAUUGUCGUCAUCUUCACAGAGGAGCGAGUUGUUGUCAUUGUCAAAUAGGAGUGAGUCGUCAUUGUUGUCGUUGUCACAGAGGGGCGAGUUGUCAUUGUCACAGAGGACUGAGUCGUUGUCAUCAUCACAGAGGAUCGCAUCAUUGUCGUCGUCAUCACAAAGGAGCAAGUCGUCGUCGUCGUCGUUGUCAUCAUCAUCCAUCGUCGUCACAGAGGAGUGAAUCGUCGUUGACUUUGUUGUCAAAGAGGAGUGAGUUGCCGUCGUCGUUGUCGUCUCAGAGGAGUGAGUCGUCGUUGUCGUCGUUGUCACAGAGGAGCACGUCGUCAUUGUCGUCAUCGUCGUCGUCGUCGUCACAGAGGAGCGUGUUGUCGUCGUCGUCACAGAGGAGCGUGUUGUCGUUGUCUUCACAGAGGAGCGAAUCGUCGUCAUCAUCGUUGUCACAGAGGAGCAUGUCGUCGUCGUCAUCGUCAUCACAGAGGAGCGUGUCAUGGUCGCAGUCGAUGACGACAACUUGUUCCUCUGUGAUGACGACAGCGACGACAACUCGCUCCUUUGUGACAACGACGACGCACUCCUCUGUGACGACGAUGAUGACACCGCUCCUCUGUGAUGACGACGGCGACAACUCGCUCCUCUGUGACAACGAUGAUGACAAUGGUGUGCUCCUCUGUUACAACAGUGAUGACAACAUGCUCCACUUUGACAACGGUGACGAAAACGUGCUCCUCUGUGACAACGAUGAUGACUUGCUCCUCUGUGAUGAAGACGACGAUGAUGAAGACUCGGUCCUCAGAGACAAUGACGACGACAACGACGUGCUCCUCUGUGAUGACAACGACAAGGAGCAAGUCAUCAUCGUCAUCGUUGUAACUGAGGUGCAUGUCAUCAUCAUCGUUGUCGUCACAGAGGAGCGCAUUGUCGUCAUCGUCACAGAGGAGUGUGUCAUUUUCGUCACAGAGGAGUGCGUCAUUGUCGUCACAGAGGAGCGCGUCAUUGUCAUCAUCAUUGUUGUCACAGAGGAGCGCGUAAUCAUCGUCAUUGUCGUCAUCACAGAGGAGCGAGUCGUCGUCAUCAUUGUCAUCGUCACAAAGGAGUGCAUCGUCAUUGUCGUCGUCGUCAUCGUCAUCGAGGACUACAACGACUCGUGCCUCUGUGACGACGACAACGACGACUCGCUCAUCCAUGAUGACUACAACGACUCGCUCCUUUGUGACGACGAUGAUGAUGACAACGUGCUCCUUUGGGACGACACUGCGCUCCUCUGUGAUGACGACAACAACUCGCUCCUCUGUGACAGUGACGACGACAACGACGCACUCCUCUGUGACAACGAUGAUGACAACUCACUCCUCUGUGUUGACGACGAUGACACGCUCCUCUGUGAUGACGAUGACGACGAGUCGCUCCUCUGUGACGACGAUGAUGACAACAAGUCGCUCCUCUGUGACGAUGACGACAACGCGCUCCUCUGUGAUGCUGACAACAACGACUUGCUCCUGUGUGAUUAUGACAACGAUGAUGACUCACUCCUCUGUGACGAUGAUGACGACAACCAUUACCCACUUCUCUGUGAUGAUGGUGACAAUAACUCACUCCUCUGUGACAACGACGGCGACAAUGACUCACUCCUCUGUGAUGACGACGACGACAAUGACGCGCUUCUCUGUUACAAUGACAACAACGACGCACUCCUCUAUGACAACAAUGACGAAAAUUUGCUCCUUGGUGACGACGACAAUGACGCACUCCUCUGUGACGAAAACGACGACAGCGACGACUCACUCCUCUGUGAUGUCAACGAGAACGACGACUCACUCCUCUGUGAUGAUGAUGAUGACUCGCUCCUCUGUGACGACGACGACGACAAUGACGCGCUCCUAUGUGACGAUGAUGACAAUGACACGCUCCUCUGUGACGAUGACGUGCUCCUCUGUGACGAUGACGACAACACCACGCUCCUCUGUGACAACGAUGAUGACAACUCACUCCUCUGUGAUGACGAUGAUGAUGACUCACUCCUCUGUGAUGAUGAUGACAAUUCGCUCCUCUGUGACAACAAUGAUGAUAGAGACUCGCUCCUCAGAGACGACGACGACGACGACAACGACGUGCUCCUCUGUGACGACAACGAUGAGGAGCGAGUCAUCGUCAUCAUCGUUGUAACUGAGAUGCAUGUCAUCGUCGUCAUCGUUGUCGUCACAGAGGAGCGCAUCGUAGUCAUUGUCACAGAGGAGUGUGUCGUCGUCAUCACAGAGGAGCACGUCGGAGUGUUGGAGUUUCCAUUAUUUCCUCUUCCUUCUUUCAGUUUGGGUUGGAGGUUCCCUUCUUUGCUCUUCUUCCUUGCAGUUAGAGGCUCCCUUUUUUUCUCUGCUUGCAGUUGGAGGUUCCCUUCUUUCUUGACAUUCCCUUCUAUCCUCUUCUUCCUUGCAGCUGCAUGUUCCCUUUUUUCCCUUUAUUUCUUGUAGUCAGAUGUUCCUUUUUUUCCCCCUUCUUUCUUGCAGUUGGAUGUUCCACUGUUUCCCCUUCUUUCUUACAGUUGGUGUUUCCUUUCUUUCUUGCAUUUGUUUAGUUCCUAAACCUCUCCAUAUUCCGUGCCACUCAGCAUUCUCUGAUUUUGGGGAAGGCUUCUUCCAGAUAAUAUAAAUGAGGAGGGAUACAUUCAGGGGAAUUGAUAUUAUGACCAUUAAUUUGGCAUUCCAAAGAUGUGUAAGGAACUGAAGAGAACCUGGAAACCGGUCUCAACAUCGUGUUGUUUGUAAAAUCAGCUACUCCCUCUGGGAUGUAACUGUCAAUAUUCAAAUCAUACAACACUGUAUAUAGGUACCAAGCAGGUGUCUCCAUCAGUGCCUUUAAUUGGUUAUAUAUGUAUGCAACUCCAAAACAGAAAAUGAUGAGCUUAAUAAGAAACCAGUACAUUCCAAAAAGCAUAAUGGCCUUUAAUCCUUCAUAUAGCACUCCUAAAAUAAAGAACAGAUACAUAGCUGGUGGUUGCUAAAAGGAAAAAAACUCAGUACAGUGUCCAGAGUCUGGCAGACCGCCUGGCCUAUAAUCUAAUCUAUGAAGGUCAAAGCUAGCUACAGCGCUCUGCAACUCCUUGACUUUAAGAAAUCCUUUUUUUUUUUUUUCUGCUAGUGUUAAAAAGUUUGGAUUUGGUUCAGAAUGCCCACAUUCUCCACCAAUAACUGUCACGGAGUUAUCUCUAGAUCUAUCUGUGUCCAUGACAGGGGGACAGCAGGCCCACUGGCCCACUGGCCCAAAAGAAGGUGGGGGGAAGGGGUGUCAGCAAUUCACAGGCCCAUUCAGCCUGGUUCUGUGACUACUGGGGCAGGGGGUCCCAUGGACCCACACUCCGGGAAAGGGGAAAGGGGAAAGGGAAAAGGGGGAAGGGUAGGGAGAUGGGAGAUGGGCCUAAAGAAAAAACAGUGGCAACGAUCUGAGGAGGAAUGUUAAUUUACUAAAUUUGGUAUUGGAAUGCAAGACAACACAAUAUAAUACAAUAUGAUUGGAAUUGAAGCUAAUAAAUCAAAUUAAAUGAGAGGGUGUCCGAAACCAAAGGCCUUAUUCUAAAGCUGAAGGUGAAACAGCUAGAUGUUUUACUGCCAAGACGAACAGCAGAAAAAGAGAGUCUCGUGACUUGUGAGGAGUUUAUCUUUCCCUAUGAACACAAAGUCCUCUGGGAUACGUAGUUCUUCUCUUCUGAGAACCAGGCACCCAGAAAGUCGGCAGUCCACGGAACUGGAGCAUUAACUCUUGAACUCCCAGUGCUUUACAUGAUGUUACAAUGUGGAAUACCGAUAACAAAGAUCAUAAAACCAUGACACUAGGCUAGCAUGUGAUAAUGAUACAAAGGCUGUUGGAUCUCUAAUUCCUGUUGGAUAGCACGCUCCUAUCAUUUCUGCUUUUUUUUUUUUCCCCCACUGCACCAUACUUCCUUCUUCUAUGCUCAACAAAUUAAAGAUACUAUAGAGCAGAUUGACUGCAGCUGGCUACAGUUUGCCACAGGACGAAUUCUAAGAUGCUUGUUCAAAACAGUGUUAUGAUUUUACAAUACUGACCGGCACACUUUCAGAAUACAGAAUCAAUGUCUGUUUAUGCUGCAGGCUUCCAAGGUAGUCAUCUGGUAUCAUCAACAUUUGCGUUACGCUGAAAUCCUGUAGGUUUUGGCUGGUCAUCGAGAUGAGUUCGACUGAACUUCACUGACAGGUUAAAGCCUUUCAUUUUGAAUAAUUGGGUUAGCUAUCCAACUGUAUGCUUUUUUUGUUUUUUUAAAUAAUACUUUUAAUUCUGCAGAACAGCCUAGUAUUUUGUGCUUAAAAAACGUUCUGGAAGUUUCCAUCCAGUGUUAUUUGGAGAGGGAAAUGAUGUAGAAUAAAUGAAUUUAGAAAAAGGAAUUUGCUGAAAGAAGGUACGCUUUGCACUGAGAGUAUUUGAGGAGUGUUUGUUUUUAUUUUUUUGUAGAUUUUAGAAGCUUGCAGUAUUAUUUGUUACCUAUAUGCUCAAAAUAUAGUAACCUUUGUGUAAAACAAAUGAUUAUGUGUAGUAAAUAAGGAACAGUAGUGCAUAUGUUCCAUUUGUGCAUAUUUCUGGGGUCAGUAGUGGUUUGCUGGAUUUACAAGAACUUUCCUAGUGAUAUGGAAACAAGGACAUCGUGUCUGGUUUCUUCGGCAUACAAGAGUGCUCCGAUCUUCCAAAAGAAAUGGAUCGCUCUGGAUCUCUUCUUGCACCCAUGGGACUAACACUUCUGCCUUUAAAUGCUGCAACCCAUGACCCUAGUUCUAGGGUCCCACUUUUUCUUUUGAUAACUUUUUAUUUCAGACACUUUUAGCUCUUCAUCUCUCGUUUUUCAGUGGAGGGGUAUUGCUGGUUGAUUUGGUGUAAUACACAAUCUCCUGCCCUUUGGGAAGUCACUAAAUUCUUUGUUGUUGAAGCUUUUCUAAGAGAUAUUUCCAGGGUGCAUUUUAAAUCUACAUUUGAUUCUGCUAGCGGUCAUUUCUGUGUGACAGUUUCAUUUCCUUCACAUGCUAAUCUGCCAGAUAACUUGGCAUCUCUCGUUGCCCCCAAAUUCACAGAAUUCAUUUGUUAGCUUUACGUUGCAACAAAUGCAAAAAUAGAUUCACCUUAAUGCCAACCCUUGCCAUUACAUUUCAGACUCAGUCCAACUGCUGAAGGUUUGGGGUCCUAGUGCUCUUUUAUGAGGCCUAUAAUCUCUGGAAAUAGUUAUCAUUUAGUGUUUCAGGAGCAAUUUAGUUAUACAUUCUCAAAUAUUUAACAUAAUCAUCUGCUUUUGUGCUCCGCGUGGUAUGAUUGGCAAAAAAACAAUGCCUUCGUAUCUUUGUGUGCAGUUUUCCAGAGUUUACACAUUAUUCUUCCUGUGCUACAUUGAAAACAACCUUCAGUAAUUUCACAGCAGUCCUAAGAAUAGCAGAUUUAUGUCUGCUCUUCUUCAGGCAUCUUAUUAAAACACUAAUUACGAUCGUCAUCAAUAGACGUGGAAGUAUUUUUUAAAGGAAUCAAAUACCAAAACUGGCCAGCCAUUUCUUAUUGGCCUAUUUUCUGUUAAUGUGUUAUUAUUAUUAUUAUAAUCAGUAUUAGUGAGAAUGGACAAUACUCUUAUUUCAGGUUCCAACUCAUUUGAAGGCGUAAUAUUUUUACAAAACAGAACUGCUUUAAAUGAGCUCUGUGGAUCAGAUCCCUGGUUGUCACACAUCACUGACUUUUUGCAAAUUGAAAUGUUCCAGCAUAAAGGUGGUGUUUGGUGAAAAAUGUGCUACAUCUCAAGAGAUCAGCCCCUCUGUUAGGUUGGAUGGGAAUGUGAGGUGUUUAAACUCUGUUUCAAAGAGCAGUUCCACAGACUAUGUAAAUGUUUAGUCUUUUCAAAGACAGGAGAUUAAGUCACAGGGGACUCAAAUUCCCAUUUCCAUGCAUUAAGCCUGUAGCUGACCUAGUUCAAAAUUCAAACCUUUUCAUCCCAAAUGAACAUCCUGCUGAAUAUUCCAGUUUCAUUAUGGAAUGCGAGGCAGAAGAAUCAUAUUAUAGAUUUCUGUUUGGAACAUAGGUUGGCUAAAUGAGUAAUCAUAAAUUUUAGAGAAACUUGUCCUUCAUUUCUCUCAGAACUCGACUACUGGGAUCAUCGCAAAACAGUGAUAGAGAGGCAGUAAAUACUGAUAACUAUUUAGCUUCUCAUACUUGAGACAUUUGGAUGCUUUUUAGCAAUGCAGAUGCUGGAAGCAAUUUCAAAUUAGUAUUUCUAUAAUGAAAUGACUUUGUUUAUUCCUCACCAAUUUUGUGCAUGGUUCCAAAGAGAGUAUAAUUUAAUGAGAUGUCUGUAGAAUUUUUGCUUUUACACACUAGUAAAAUAACACUGACUGCAUCUAUUUCUGUUAUUUUCAUUCUACCUGACCUAGUGAGUAUUUGGCAUUGUUUUCACACCUUGUAGCUGUUUGCUUAGGAUAGAGAAGUGUUUUGGACCUGUGGCAUUUGAGAGGAAGGAUUGAGGCACUUUGAAAAAGAUCGUUUUGUCUUUACUAGUGACACGUCAUUUUCUGUUGUCACUAUGAGGUACUAAUAUUUCAGGUUUGGGGGAUUGUAGGAUUGUGUGCAUGGGGCUUAAUGCUGCUAUUUGCUCCAGAGCUUAUCUCCGCAAACUUGCAGUGCAUGAAAGCAUUUCUCACACCCGUUGCCAAUGGUUUACGGGCCAGUUUGGCCUGGUUCCGUGACUAAUGGGGCGGGGGAAGUCACAGACCCACGCCCCAGGAAAGGGGGAAGGGGGAAAAGGGAAAGGGUAGGAAGAUGGGCCUAAAAACAAAACAGCGGCAACAAUCUGAGGAGGAAAGUUGAUUUACUAAAUAUAUCAGAAUGCAAGAUAACCCAAUAUAAUACAAUGCAAUCGGAAUUGAAGAUAAUAAAUUCAAAUAAAAUGAUUGAGUGUCUAAAACUGAAGGCCUUUAAUGCUGAAGGCGAGAUGGCACGCACACUGUAGAGACGAGCAGAAAGGGAAAAAGGGGAUGUCUCAUGAUGUGCAAACAGUUUUGUCUUUCCCUCUUAAUAGAAAACAGAAACACAAAGUCCUCUGGGGGAUGUAGUUCUUAUUCUCUUCUGAGAACCAGGUACUGGGAAAUACUGACAAUCCACAAAACUGGAACAUUAGCUCUUCAACUCCCAGUGCACUACAUGAUGUUAUGAUAUGGAAUACCAAUAACAAAAAUCAUAAAACCAUGACGAAAGAUGAUAGAUUUGGGUUCUGUUUAUGGGCUCUGAUAGGAAAAGCAUUCCAAAGGUAAGUGUACAAUUCAGGUGCAGGUAUCUGAAACUGCAGUACUGAAAAUUUGCACAGUGUGCGUAAUCACACACUGCCUUCACUCUGCUUGUUUUGCUUUAAAGCUGCCUCCUGUAGAACCAGUUGCCCAGAUUUGAGAGAGCUGAGUAAUUUUAGUGUUUCAGUCAUUCUAGUAAGAAGUGGAGAAAUUGAAUGCUUGUAUGCCUGAGACCCCUCAGGACUUGAUUCUACAGCUGUUUUCAAUGCAGACUAGAUGCACAAUAGCCACAUCUGGCUUAGCCAAGCUGCUCACUCUGGAUUAUGUUUUUAUUAUUAUUGAGUUCUGGCUAGGGCAGGUGUUCUCAAUCACUGACUGGAACUGUUAACAGGUUCUAGGAAAACUCCUGGUAAAGGUAGUCUUAGAUCAGAAAUUAUUUGGUUUUUAUUUGGUCUCUUAUUUGAGCUGUUUGUCUGAAACCCAGUUGUUCUGUGAAGAACUUUGUUUUGCUUGCUAGAAGGCUAUCACGGUGCGUAGCUUUGUAUACGUGAAUGUAGGUCGCCCUCUAGUGAACGAAAAGGCUUACUUAUAGCUGCACUGUAAGAACUGCAUCAGUAUGGACCGUAACAGAUAAAAAAUACUGAAGCCCAUGAUAAGUUAGUUGUGACAGUCCUGAAGUAUGGCAGUCUUCAAGUUUAAAGGAAAAAAAUACACUUCAGCUUAGGUAAUAACUUGCUUUAAUAAUUACAGAUUGACUGAAAAUAUGUAAAGUGUAUCAAUCUGGUUUGCUAGAAUCUGAAACGUACGGCCGAGUGAUGGUGGAUCCAGUUCAGAACCUCAGUGACUUCUUCAGCUGCAACAUCGAGAACGUGUCAGGUAUGUGCCCAAGUACAGCCCAGACAGUGGGGGAGUAUGCUGUUAGACAGAUAUGGCAGCAUGGAUUUUUUAGACCUUUGAUUUCUGAGUGUAUAUGUAAAUAAUAAGUCUGCUUCUUUUAGGAUAAAACUCAACCUGAGACACAAGCAAGAGCCUUUGGAAACCUAGAGUUUCAUUCUACGUUAGCAGCUCAUCGUGCAGAUGCUUUUCCUCUGGUAAAACAGCCCAGUUCUGAUAGUUUCAGCCUGUCAUCUGCUCCACUCUUCCAGGUAAGCUGUCAGUUAAUUAAUCACACAAGCAUUUCUCUCAUGAUGAAAGACUAUGGUGUAGAGAACAGCAUACAGGUACCGGUGGGUAGGUGCUUUGUUAGUCAGCAGGACACAUCUGACUUCAGCAACACAUUUACUUUGUUUUGUCUCACUAACAGUGCAGCCUUGAGGCUGCAGAGCCUGUAGGUAUGCCUGUCACUUAGGCAGGUGUCACUGAUAUAGAAAAAAAAAUAAGAAAUAAACUUUGAAUUUUCUUGCAACUGGUAAAAAUAAAUGGCAAGCAGUUUAUAUACGAUAGGAAGUAAAACUAUGCAUACUGCCUUAAAAUAGAUUAUUGCAAAUUUCUUUCAUCUUCGGUCUUCUGAGGUUGGGUUCUUGUCACCAAAAUUAAGACCAGAGUGUUCGGUAGUUGCAGUAGCCUUUCUACAUUAACUCUAGAAAGAAACAGGCUCUUUUAGAACAGUUUACCUGACCUACUUCAGAAAGCUGCAUUAAAAAUGAAUCUUAUCACCAAGUAUGUAUUUCUGCCAUUGGUUUUCAUAGACAUAUUUGGCAACACGGCAUCUUCCAGUUCAUAGUAAGCACAUGUGCAUUAGGAGUAUCUGGGUUUUGUUUUUCUGAAGGUGAUGGCACGCCCAGAAUGGUACAUUCAUACUAUCUACAUGGUUUGAGCAAAGGAGAACACACACAGGCACAAUGGCAAAAGUCUCAACUACCAACACAUGUUAUCCUCUGCUAAUGGAAGAAUUAGCACCUUUAGCCUUUAAAUGCAGCAGCAGAGCCAACCCAGACUCCCUGGUCACGAUGCAAGACAAUGGAGUGGAUAAAAACAGGGGCACAAACAUUCAGCAUAUUGCACCAGACUGUUCCAACAAAGCUGUCAACACCCAGAAAGACAAGUUCCCAACUGGCACACUGUAACAGGCCAGUUCUGGAAAGAACAAGGAGGAACUCUGAAAACAGCAUUUUGCUUAUUACUGGGGGCCUGACAGGAUCACUGUUUUUGCCGUGCACUGUAGUCAUAACGCUUCUUUUGUCAAAACACGGGAAACCUCCCGCUGCUGCAGAUUGCAAAGUACCCACCAGCUACUCCAGCAGCAGUGAAAUCAUGACCACAUGAUACAGCAGCAUUGACAAUUCAGAAUUCCAGCCAGUUUCUGUGGUGCUUGCCUUUUAAGAUGUAAUUUCAUCGGGAAGCAGACUCUGAAAUCUAGCUCUCGGCUCACUCUGUUACACAGACAAUUGGCUGCUGCUCUGGUUCUAGUGUCGGUUCCUGUAUUGUUUCCAAUCAACAGCUAUUUCUGGUAAGGUUGGUAUAUUAGGUUCAUUUAUGAGUGAGUGACUUAUAGAAUUCAAACUAGAACUCUUUGAACAGAAGUAGCUGCUUUUUUCUUUUUUUAACCUAUGAUAUUGUUGCUUUUUUAAUGUUUUGAAUAUGCCACUGCAAAUGUGCCUUAUAUCUGUGACGGAAGCUUGGUGCUUGGAGAGAUACUUCUUUUACUUACAUAUAGAAUAUUUAGGUUUCAUAUAACUAUUUUGCUUUUUAAAAAAAAAUAAAAAUAAAGAAUUCCUAGUGAGGAAGGUCAUACUGGCAUUAGAAUGGAAGCUAAGGGGUACACUUUUCUUUUCAAUCAAUGAUACCAAUGGGUUUGUCUCAUUUCAUCGAGAACUUUGGGCCUAUGGACAGCGGUGGGAGACUCACACAGGUAAGGCUGUAAAAUUGCAGCUGUUAGUAGGAGAAUGUUAAACAAGAAUUAGAACUAUACUGUUAAUGCCUCACUAGAAAAAUGAUAUAUUAAUUUUCAGAUAUCGGCAAUAAGCACUUACGAACAUGUUUAAAAAGAUUUUCUUGUUUUAGAACAAUAUUACUGCUUUCCUGUAUUGUACAGUAAUUGCUUACCUUCCUUUACUGGCAUACUUGUGUUUGGCCAGAUAUCUAGCACUUAGGGAACACACAUCUUCUACAGCAAAUGUUUUGUUUAACUUAUACCUGGAAGAAAUUUGAUGCUAUGUAACUUCAUUUUAAGAAGAUAUGGUUUCAUUCACUACAGUGGCACUUGCGAUGUACUAGCACAAAGGAAUUGUUGCUGAGCUACUGAAUACAUCUUUUCUCUCCACUUCCUGUAAAGGUUUUUUAUUUUGGCUAGUUGUAAACAAUUACAGUUACUUGGUUUGGAGUUGUGGUUUUUGGUGCUGGGCUGGCUUGUAAGUUUUUCUUUUUUGCAAAGUAAUGAUUUUAGAGGAAGUCUACAGCAGUAAAGCUUUCUGUUUAAGGUUAUAAGUGUAAGUAAUUGGUAGCUAGAAUAAUAUUUUCUAGGGCUGUCAUAACAUUGCAGCUUUUACAUUUUUUUUCUGGUGGGUUAAUUUAACUCUGCUUCUGACUUUUUGAAAAGCAAAAAAUGGUAACUCAGCUUGCUCUCUGCUGCUGUCUUCAAGUUCCCCGUCUUUAUUCAAUGAUGAUGCCUUUUUAGAACUGUUUUUGAAUCUUUCUGAAGAAACUGAAACUGAGAAAAGGUUACUUAAUUGAAAUUGACAAUUUGCCUUCUUUUUUUUCCCUCUAGUGAAUUCCAAAAUUAUGCUAAAUUAGAUGAUGGCAUCAGGAAUCAAACAACUUAAUCUCAGUCACAACAUGUCUGAGACAAUAAGUAGAAUAGGAACCACUCCUGAACAGAGCUGUUUUGUUCUACCAGCUCAGCUGAACAGUGUACACGGCCGUGCAAUACCACAGAAUCUCCUACAUCUUGAGCCCGCAUCAGUUCUUUUCACAGGAAUCAAGACCAUCUCUACAUUUACCACGGAGAACUGAGUUGCUAUGCUGUUUGCCAAUAAAAAUAAUACUACCAUUCUUAGACCAUUCGAAGGAAGAACAAGCUUCAGUGACACUUACCUUUCAGUUGGUAUUGAUGGUAUGCAGAAAGUCAUUAUCAUUUUGUUCCUCUCUGUUCAUUCAUUCUCAGUUGAAAUAGCUGGCAUUACCUCUGAUGCCAAAGUACAAAGUAUACUCAUGCAUUAAAAUUAAGUAAGUUCAAUAAUGUUAAAAUCAAAGCUACAGAACUUUCAAAAAGGGGGCUUGAUUGGUGAUGGCUUUCAGCAAAACAAACAAACAAACAAACCCAAAAAACCUACCUUACCCGUUUAGUGUUUGUAACACUGCUAGAAGUUAAAAACAAAACACAGAUCCUGCAACUCUGAGAUGACUGAAUAAAUAAU